AUCCAUCACAACUCGUCUCGACAAAAUAAUCUUUUCAUCCUUAGUAGAAAAAUGGCCUUCAACAAUGUUCAACUGCAUCUUGUAGCAGUAUUUAGCAAUAAAGGGUUCAGCAGUCCUGCGGCUUAUUCUCGAUACCUUCGCUUGUUUAGAGAUCGUCCCAUCAGUCCCUCCUUCUCAAUUCAGCCUUCUGGCUUUUCAAAGUAUGACAUGAACGUUUCCUCUCUCAUUGAUGGGCUUGGCUGGGGCUGAUUGACUGAGAACAUGAGGUUUAGUUACUGUCCCGAGGCAGUACGCUUGUUCUAUGUCAACCUCGUUCCGGGUCCUGGAUGCGACCUAGCCUUCUUCACAAAAACUGUGUUCAAUUAUGAUAUCACAGUUACUCCUGCUCUCUUGGCAAACCUUCUCAAUCUUCCUCACACUGGACUUCGGGCAGGCACAUAUGGUGAAUUUGCUGCUCGAGGCUUUCGCUUUGAUGCUGCUCUUGCACGCUACACCCGUGAUAUCGGGGAAUUCUUUCCUUCUCCGCUUGCGGCUGGUCGUUUGCCAGAUGACUUGAAGGUGUUGUACUUCUUCAUUACUCGAUGCUUUCUGCUUCGUGAUCUCUCCUGCACUGAUCUCCUUACUCUGCUGAUCUAUGGAUCUUAUCUAAUGCUAAAGAAGGUCGUCUCAUUAGCUCUGCUUCACUAAUGCUCACCCACAUAAUUAAGUUUCAACUUGAAU
This is a messenger RNA of Linum trigynum, 720 nucleotides long. NCBI's taxonomy places the organism in Eukaryota, Viridiplantae, Streptophyta, Magnoliopsida, Malpighiales, Linaceae. The record is from the annotation of a GenBank genome assembly.